Linum trigynum is the source of this 797-nucleotide messenger RNA. The record is from the annotation of a GenBank genome assembly. Lineage: Eukaryota; Viridiplantae; Streptophyta; Magnoliopsida; Malpighiales; Linaceae.
GAUAAUCGUGGAGCCUCGCAUUAGUGGGGACCGAGUUAAUGAAGUUGUUCGAGAUAUGGGUUUUGAUAGUAAAUUAGUGAUUGACGCGGUGGGGUUCUCGGGAGGAAUUUCAUCAAAUGACAAUUAGUGCUUGGGCGAAAGGGGAAGGCUUCCGAGCAUCGGCCGAAGCUUUUGCUAGGGACGUCACUCAUUGGAAUUGAACAGUCUUCGGGCACAUUCAGAGGAGGAAAGAUCAGCUGGUUUGACGACAUGAGAGGCUAGAAAGCAUGGGUAGAGGGCCAGUAGAUAGGGAUGAAGUCACCCGGGUGCGGGAGGAGCUUGAGUUAGUGUUGUUGCAGGAGGAAGUAACCUGGUGCCAAAAAUCUUGCCUUGAAUGGAUCGCUUCGGGAGACCGGAACACAAAGUUUUUCCAUUUGCGCACCCUUUGUCGCCGUAAAAGGAACAUAAUUCUUAUGUUAAAGAAUACGGCAAAUGAAUGGGUAGAAGACCAAGACGAGUUGAAAGCUAUGGCGAUGGGGGUUUUCCAGUUGCUGUACACGGAUGAGGGUGGUGAUUUGCAGUAUCUCCCAGCUGAUUUCCCACUCAUAGAAUCAAGCCUCUUGGAAGAGGUGGACAAGUCGUUGACAAGUGAAGAAAUGGCGUAGGCAGUGCGCUCUAUGGGGGCGCUGAAAGCACCAGGAAAGGAUGGACUCAGCCCUUUUUUUUUCAAAAAUGUUGGACCACCGUAGGAGAAUCGCUGGGGAGGCUGGCAAAAGAUUGUUGGGAAGACCCGGGCAGAAUUAAGGAGAUCAAUGAGA